Messenger RNA from Hippopotamus amphibius kiboko, 5610 nucleotides. RefSeq names its product CAP-Gly domain containing linker protein 2 (gene CLIP2). Lineage: Eukaryota; Metazoa; Chordata; Mammalia; Artiodactyla; Hippopotamidae. Gene Ontology annotation, molecular function: microtubule plus-end binding. The coding region runs from base 319 to 3495 and encodes 1058 amino acids. Gene Ontology annotation, biological process: cytoplasmic microtubule organization. The record is from RefSeq and is a predicted model, not a curated record. The transcript has 17 exons. Gene Ontology annotation, cellular component: cytoplasm; microtubule plus-end; nucleus.
CGCUCCCGCUCGGCUCCGCUCGUCCCGGCGGCCGGGAGCGCAGGCAGCGGCCGGGGCUGCCUGGGUCAGCGCCUCCCGCCCUCCCGCCGCCGCCCGGCCGGCCGCACGCGCAGCGCGAGGCCCGGGCCCGGAGCGGGGACGCGGAGUCCCCGGCGCCGGGAGGGGCUGCGGGCGGUGGGUAGCGGCGCGCGGGGAGGGGCCGCAGCAUCCUCUGUCCCGCGGCGCCGGGGCCGGGCGAGGAGGGGGCCGGGCUCCCGGACGCCCGCCGCUCGGCCUGCUGCUGGAGGGGCGCAGGUGAGUGAGGAUGGCAGAGAGCACAUGACCCGCACGGACCCUUCUCUGCCCACCGAGUGGCACCACCAUGCAGAAGCCCAGCGGCCUGAAGCCCCCCGGCCGCGGGGGGAAGCACUCAAGCCCCAUGGGCCGGACGUCCACUGGAUCGACCUCGGCCUCUGCCACUGUGGCAGCCACCGGCUCCAAGGAAGCAAGAGCAGUCAGCACUUGCUCACUGGUGUGGCCCAGGCUCCGUCCCUAGGGCUUUGUGUCCGUCACUGCUCAGCAGCCGCACGACGGAGGGCAGGCUCCCCCCUGCACAAGCAGGCCUCGGGCCCCCCGGCCGCGGCCCCCGCCGCCCCCGAGAAGCCCGGCGCCAAGGCGGCCGAGGUGGGCGACGAGUUCGUGGGGGACUUCGUGGUGGGCGAGCGCGUGUGGGUGAACGGCGUGAAGCCGGGCGUGGUGCAGUACCUGGGCGAGACGCAGUUCGCGCCGGGCCAGUGGGCGGGCGUGGUGCUGGACGAGCCGGUGGGCAAGAACGACGGCGCCGUGGGCGGCGUGCGCUACUUCGAGUGCCCGGCCCUGCAGGGCAUCUUCACGCGGCCCUCCAAGCUGACCCGGCAGCCGGCGGCCGAGGGCUCGGGCAGCGACGCCCACUCGGUCGAGUCGCUGACCGCCCAGAACCUGUCGCUGCACUCGGGCACGGCCACGCCUCCGCUGACCAGCCGCGUCAUCCCCCUGCGGGAGAGCGUCCUCAACAGCUCGGUCAAGACCGGCAACGAGUCGGGCUCCAACCUCUCGGACAGCGGCUCCGUGAAGCGGGGCGACAAGGACCUGCGCCUGGGAGACCGCGUGCUGGUUGGUGGGACGAAGACCGGCGUGGUGCGGUACGUGGGGGAGACAGACUUUGCCAAGGGCGAGUGGUGUGGCGUGGAGCUGGACGAACCUCUUGGGAAGAACGAUGGGGCAGUGGCAGGCACCAGGUACUUCCAGUGCCCACCCAAGUUUGGUCUCUUUGCGCCCAUCCACAAGGUAAUCCGCAUCGGCUUCCCGUCCACCAGCCCGGCCAAGGCCAAGAAGACCAAGCGCAUGGCCAUGGGCGUCUCAGCACUGACCCACAGUCCCAGCAGUUCCUCCAUCAGCUCUGUCAGCUCUGUGGCCUCUUCCGUGGGUGGCCGGCCCAGCCGCAGUGGCCUGCUCACGGAGACCUCUUCACGCUACGCCCGCAAGAUCUCGGGCACGACUGCCUUGCAAGAGGCGCUGAAGGAGAAGCAGCAGCACAUCGAGCAGUUGCUGGCUGAACGGGACCUGGAGCGGGCCGAGGUGGCCAAGGCCACGAGCCACAUCUGCGAGGUGGAGAAGGAGAUCGCCCUGCUCAAGGCGCAGCAUGAGCAGUAUGUUGCAGAGGCAGAGGAGAAGCUGCAGCGGGCCCGGCUGCUGGUGGAGAGCGUGCGGAAAGAGAAGGUGGACCUGUCCAACCAGCUGGAGGAGGAGAGGAGGAAGGUGGAGGACCUGCAGUUCCGAGUGGAGGAGGAGUCCAUCACCAAGGGAGACCUAGAGCUGACUACAGUGGCCGAGAAGUCGCGGGUGCUGCAGCUGGAGGAGGAGCUGAGCCUGCGGCGCGGGGAGAUCGAGGAGCUGCAGCAGUGCCUGCUCCACUCCGGCCCGCCGCCCGCCGACCACCCCGAGGCUGCCGAGACCCUGCGGCUGCGGGAGCGGCUGCUGUCGGCCAGCAAGGAGCACCAGAGGGAGAGCGGCCUGUUGAGGGACAAGUACGAGAAGGCCCUGAGGGCCUACCAGGCGGAGGUGGAGAAGCUGCGGGCGGCCAACGAGAAGUACGCGCAGGAGGUGGUGGACCUCAAGGCCAAGGUCCAGCAGGCCACCAGCGAGAACAUGGGACUCAUGGACAACUGGAAGUCCAAGCUGGACUCGCUGGCCUUGGACCACCAGAAGUCCCUGGAGGACCUCAAGGCCACCCUGAACUCGGGCCCGGGCGCACAGCAGAAGGAGAUCGGGGAGCUGAAGGCCGUGAUGGAGGGCAUCAAGAUGGAGCACCAGCUGCAGCUGGGCAACCUGAGGGCCAAGCACGACAUCGAGACGGCCGUGCACGUGAAGGAGAAGGAGGGCCUGCGGCAGAAGCUGCAGGAGGCCCAGGAGGAGCUGGCCGGGCUGCAGCAGCACUGGCGGGCCCAGCUGGAGGUGCAGGCCAGCCAGCACCGGCUGGCGCUGCAGGAGGCCCGGGACCAGUGCCGCGACGCCGAGCUGCGGGUGCGCGAGCUGGAGAAGCUGGACGUGGAGUACCGGGGCCAGGCGCAGGCCAUCGAGUUCCUCAAGGAGCAGAUCUCCCUGGCCGAGAAGAAGAUGCUGGACUACGAGCUGCUGCAGCGCUCGGAGGCCCAGAGCAGGCAGGAGGCUGAGAGGCUGCGGGAGAAGCUUCUGGUCGCUGAAAACAGACUCCAGGCUGUCGAGUCCCUGUGUUCGGCCCAGCACACCAACGUGAUUGAAUCCAACGACAUUUCAGGGGAGAAGAUCAGGAUGAAGGAGACCAUGGAGGGCCUGCAGGACAAGCUGAACAAGAGGGACAAAGAGGUGACAGCCUUAACAUCCCAGACGGAGAUGCUCAGGGCCCAAGUAAGUGCACUCGAGAACAAGUGCAGGUUGGGAGAGAAGAAGGUGGACACCCUCCAGAAGGAGAAGCGGCGCUUGGAGACGGAGCUGGAGGCCCUGUCCCGGAAGACCCACGACGCCUCGGGCCAGCUGGUUCUCAUCAGCCAGGAGCUGCUCAGGAAGGAGCGGAGCCUGAACGAACUGCGGGUGUUGCUGCUGGAGGCCAAUCGCCACUCCCCGGGGCCCGAGAGGGACCUGAGCCGCGAGGUCCACAAGGCCGAGUGGCGGAUCAAGGAGCAGAAACUCAAGGAUGACAUCCGGGGCCUGCGGGAAAAGCUGACCGGGCUGGACAAAGAGAAGUCCCUGUCGGAUCAGAGGCGCUACUCCCUCAUUGACCCAUCCUCGUCCCCAGCGUCAGAGCUCCUGCGGCUGCAGCAGCAGCUGAUGAGCACGGAGGAUGCUCUGCGGGAUGCGCUGGACCAGGCUCAGCAGGUGGAGAGGCUCAUGGAGGCCAUGAGGAGCUGCCCCGAGAAGUCCCAGGCUGUCGGCAAUUCCGGUUCUGCAAACGGCAUCCACCAGCAAGACAAGGCCCACAAACAAGAGGACAAGCACUGACCCUGAGGGACGCCGUGGAGCCACCCAGUCCACACCAGAGCCCCUCCAGCCUGCCCCGGCGGCACCCCCUCCAGGCAGGGGCCAGGACUGUCGCUUUGGAGACGAGACCAGUGUUUGUAACAAUGACAUACCCGCCGCCGUGGACAAUCCCCUAUCCUGACCCCCCUGCCGGACCAGGAGGCUUCCUCAAGCACGACUUUCUACGGAGAGCGGUAUAGCCCCAGCCUGGCCCCCGGGACCUUCAGGCUGGAUACCUCGGAUGCCCCGGCAGCUUCUGGAGUUGGCUUAAGGGAGGCCGAGGCCAUCCGGCCAGAUGCCUCUUCCCAGGAGGAGCCGCCCUGAGGACCAUCUUGGCCCCCUGGCCGUGCCCCUGCCCUGCCUUUCUGCCCCUCCUUCUCCUGGGUCCCUCUCGGACCCCAGAGAGCCACUGUCCGGGGCGGGGCCAGAGGACGGCCCCAGCUUCUCCUUCCGGCACCAGGGAGGGAAGGCCGGCCGGCACCAGGGAGGGAAGGCCGGCCGGCACCAGGGAGGGAAGGCCGGCCGCUAAGAGCCGAGUGGCGGCCCCCUUUUCUGAAGCCGCUUCCAGGCCAAGGCUCUCCCCAGGGCUUCUUGUCCCCACGUGCCGAGCCUCUUUCACACGGUGGUACAAGUUCCCCUCAGCCAGUCUGCGCAGGGAGGCCCCAGGUUCCGAGUGCUGGGGGGCGGGGCCCUGCAUUCCCACCCUGACCCCAGCGCGCACACAGCUCCGAGCUGCUGGCCGGAGGGCAGUCGCCAAGGCCAGGAGCCGCAGUGUUAAGAAAGUUUGGAAGCCCCUCUCCUUCCCACACUCCCUACCCCCAGUGACCUGGCUCGGCGGGGCGGCCCUAGGGGGGACCGGGACCAGGGCUCUGGGUAUGUUUCGACUGGUCAGUAAUAUGCUGUCCCCUGGGUUCACGUGAUGUUCUGAAACCGGCCUCCCACCUGCAGAUUCACCCAUGCAGACCCUGACUUACACCCGGUGACCCCGGCACAUGCACACUCAGAGGGGUCCUGCGUGCACACGUGCCGUGUGGGUGGGACGUUUGCCGUCAGCCACGCUCAGACCACCCGGAUGCGCACCCUCGGGUUCUAGGACCAAGCCCAGGCCUGGCAGGGCCGUGACCACAUACACUGCAAAUGCCCCUGCCAGCUCUCCGUGCACAGACACAGCCAGGUGCCCGGGGCUGAGCCUUCAGCGAGGUGUGGCCACACAGCCGCAUCAGAACACACAUCCCAACAGCCCCCUUUCCAUGGUCCAGGGCAUUUGCCUGGAGCUUUUUAAGCCCUGUCUCCUGUAGCCAAGAAAAGAACCCAAGGAAGAUUGGGGGAGAAAAAUCGUCCCGCCUCCCCCGCUUCCCCUCAAGCCCUGCCAAGUUACCCCAGCCUUGCGCCUGGUGGGAAAAGCCAGCGUCUGCCCGAAGCCCCCACGUCUAGCGCUGGAGGGCCCACGGGCGACUGCCCUGCACUGCGGGGUCUCGUGGAGGGCCUGCCCCUCCUCCGCCAGCUCAGGGAGAGUGCUCAUGGGGGCCUUUCCCGCGGGGGGCCGCAGGGGGCGUCUGAGGGCCCAUCGCUGCAUUCCUCAGCUGCACCGGCACAGGUGUGCCGUUGGUGCCCUGGGAGCAGCCCAGGCAGCCUCUGAGCGCUCCUGGGUGCAGGUGGGUGGCGUCCGCCUCCCUCCCCCGAAGCAGCCCAUCCUGGGGGCGGCCAGUGAGCCCCGUCGGCCCCCUUCCCUCUCCCCGUUGGCUUUCGGUAGCUUUUGCAUGCGGUUUUAUUAACAGCGGUCUAAAAGCAACGCUGUAGUGGCUUAACCCAGAGUCCAAUACUACUCUUUCCAGCAAAAUCAGGCAGCCGUCCUGCCCCACUGGAGGCACUGAUUAGUCUACGAACAGCCAAAAGCCCACACCAGGAGGGGCUGAGCCCCCCGGGGCGGGCUGGCAGGUGGCAAGCGCUUUCCCUGUGAGCACCUGCACCUGCCCAGUGUGCGCUCAGCCAUGCCCCCUCCCCAAGUCCUCCCACACCCUUCCUUUCCCUUCCCCGAAGUGGAAUUGUUGACGUGUGGCGAGUCUGUGCUCGAGACAAUAAAGCUUGUGACUGAGG